UGUGUCUUAAAAAAAAAAGAUAAGAACUGAAAAAAUUUUGGGGUAAUUUAAAUUAUAACUUAAAUAAUUCUAAUAAAUUCGAACACCAAAAGGGCGUUUCUAUAAAGUAAAACUGCUCCGAGGUUCUUGGAAAAUUAAAUGGAAAUAAUGAGAAGUGAUGAAAUUGAUUUGACUCUUGAUGAAGAUUCUUCGUCAAAUCAUACUGAAGAAAAAACAUCUAAUAAAAAUGAUAAGAAAAUAGAUAAGGGGUCAUCUGAAAAGAGUAAAACUGUAGAAAUCAACAUUAUCAGUUCCAAUGAAACUAGUAAAUCAAAUCGUCCAUCACAAAUUGGAAAAGAAACAGGCGGUCAAGACAUAAUAAUUCAUGAAUCACCGCAUAUUUCAGUGACAAAUUAUGAACAUAAUGAGGAGAUUUCCAAAUUAGUAAAGCAUGAAGAGAAGCUGGAAAAUGGUCAAUACAUUUAUAUAUUCUCUUGCGGGCCAUUUCAGCAGCAAGAAAAUAAAAUUAUAAGACCUAUAAACUGUCAUCCUUGUCGAUAUUCUACUAAUAAUUUUGAUGAAAUAAAUAUUCAUAUUGCAAGUGAGACCCAUAAACGAAAUAUAACCCAUUUAAUAUCAGAAAAAAGAUUUCAAUGUGUUUACAAUCUUUAUGACAGCAGUCCAAAAGAAUUUAAAAUUAUGAUAUGUUUGUUUGGAGGAGAAAAUAUUGCAGAAGUUCAUGAAGAAAAUAAAAAUAGAUUAGUUUACUUCUGUAAAAGCACGAAUCGCUUAAAGGUACAGAAAAUCGUACUUAACGUAACGAAAAAAGAUAUUUUGGCUGAAGUUAAUAAAAAUAGACCAAUACUAGGUUUAGAAUAUUGCAUAAAAUUUAGCAACAAUUUUAGUUAUUUUUGUGUUCUGUGCAAUGAACAUAUCUUGAAAGAUCCACUAAUCCAUUUUGCGGGAAAACUCCAUAUAAAUAAUUUUAUUGUACGCCAUUUUCUCUUGACGAGGGAUAAAAUUUCUACAUUAAUGAAAGAUGUCGUUCAUGAUCCUGAAACCAAGCAUGAAUCAAUUGAAAAAAUUGUUUUGCUCAUAUAUAACGAUUUAGAGAAGAGGCAUAAGUUGAAAAAAAUUAAUAUUUUAGAACAAAAAAUGUUUAAUUGCUUUAGGAAUCAUUUUGUAAAAAUUGUUUGUAACCGCAAACAUUAUUGUGAUGACCAUAUUGCUCAAAUGGAAAUAAAUGCAAUUAUAAAAGAAUAUAUUGAAAAACUGGAAAAAAUCAAAUCAGAGUACCAGAAUGAAUCAAUGGAAAAUGAAGUUGACAGUGAACUUGUCAUUAUUGGCGACGAAAAUGAAAAUGAUCAGAAUUGUUUACCUAUGGUCGAGGGCGGAAAUAAAAACGGUGGCAGCACAAAUCCCAUAGUAGAAAUAGAAUCAGGAACAAUUGAUGAAAACUCUGACGAACUAAACAAAGAAAAUAAUUCAGAUAAUUUAAUUUCCACUGAUGAUCAGAAUUUACUUAUCCUAGAUGUAGAAAAGGAGUUCAAUAAAUUGACAAAAAUUUCAGAUAUAAAAAUAUUCGAUGAUCCAAUAUCAGACGAAGAUGGCCCCAUUUAUUGGGAAAAAAGUAGCUUUAGCUUAGAGUACAUAUGCCGUUUUAAAUACUGCAAUAAUGGACAAGAAAUGUCAAAAUCUAAAUGUACACUAUGCAACAAAUAUUUAACGGACCUAUUCACCAAUCAUGCUACUUCUUCUGUUCAUCGAAUGCUAUAUAUUAACAAGCAUUUCCCAAUACUUAAAUCAUAUUUUCGGAGCAGUUUAAGUCAAAUGAAUUUCAGUGGCGAAAAGGAAAAUACAAUAAUUGGUCAAAUGAUUGCAGAAAUCUGCCAACGUUUACAGAAACGUACGAAAAAAUUAUUAAACCAAUGUAUUAAAAUUAACAUAAAAAAAUUUUACAAACAUAAAUUAAUGGAUAAUUACAUGAAAAGAAUUUGUACUGAAAAAUUACAUUAUGACGACAGGUUUUUUAUAUCCGUUUAUAAAGAAAAAUCCGAGCGGGCAAUAUUUUUAGAAAAAUUAAUAAGAAAAUUUACAGAAUAUUAUGGUAACUCAGAUUGUUCCAAACGAAAAAUUCCUGAUGAUUUGAAUGCAUCUCAUCCAGGCACAAAAAGAACCAAAUUAAAUGAUUCCAUGAAUGUUCCUAUCACAUUGAUAUCGGUACUUAAACUAAUUGUUAAUUGCAAAGAUCUAGAACAGGUUAAAUUAGAAACAAAUAGACUUCUGACUCAUGCCGAAGAAAUGGAAAAGGUUAAUGGAAAUAUAACAGAGUUGAUGAAGAGUAUUGAGUACUUGAAUUUCUUCAAAAAAGUCAUGGAAAUGUUAAAAGAUAUGAUAGAAACUGUAAAUGUCGAUAACAUACCAGAAGAAAGAAUGAGAUCAAUCAACAGAAUUCUUGAUAAUUCCACUUUGUUGAUUGAGUCUAUGGAAGAAGGAAUAGGAUUAAAAGAGGCAGUCAUAUCAGAUGUAUUAACUAUUGAUGAUGAUGAUGAACCAGAAUUUAUAAGCUCUACAGAUUCAAAUAAUGCCUUGAAAAAACUACCAAAUCCAUUUAAUAGUAAAUUUAAAAAACCUACUGUGAAAUCUAAUACCGCACCCAAAGCUAGUCAACAGCAGAAUUUUCAAACAGCUUACGCAAAUAAUCGUAAUAUCGUGAAUAAUGAAAUUCGGGUAAAUAAUCGAAGUAUUGGGCAAUCAUAUAUGAAUAUUAAUAGACCUAAUUCAACAAUUUUAACACUAAAUCCAAAUCGUUAUAAUAAUCCAGUUUUAAAUGUAACAACAUAUAGUGAAACAACCCAGAUGAAUAUGUCUAUUCCAUUAUUGGGAAAUCCAGUUAAUAAUCAAAAUCAAUAUAGAAAUAUUUUCGUUAAUAAUCAACAAAAUCAACAUCAUCGUUUUCAAAAUGCAAAUAUAAAUUUUUCAUCAUACGCUUCAAGAGCAACUAGUGUACAACAAUCAGGUCUUAGACCUCCAACACCAUCAAUUACACCACAGUCCGUGAGACCACGUAUGAUAUCACCAGCAGGAAUACCAAUUGUUUUAUCUAAUGCAACAUCUCAAUCAUCUACAGCAACUGCACAAAAUUCAAUUUUUAAUGCACGAAUAAAUUUUAGAGCAUCUGUUCCACAACCUCCACCACCACCACAACCAUCAUCUUUUCAACAUGUUUCAAUAUCUAAUAAUAGACAAGUUCAUAAUUUUAAUAAUAUUCAUGGUAAUACAUUAUCAAUUACCCAAAGAUUUCAAGCUAUUCGACCACCUUUUACAUUGAAUAGUACUUUUCCAGGGGCAUAUGCAAAUACAAGAAAUUUGUUUGCUGGAAGAACAAAUUUCUAAAUAAUCUUUUUUUUUCCGACAUUGUUUUUAAUUGCUAUUAUAUCUCGUCUAUAUACAAUUAUAGAUAAUUGCUAUAUCAAAUUACAUAAAUAUUUUAAAAGUUUGUAGUCAUUUCAUUAAAUUUUAAGAAUUAAUUUUUAAUAAAUUUAACAAAAAAAAAAUUAAUAUUUUAUUUGACAUAAUAUAAUUAGUGUAGAUGAUAUUGCAA
Condylostylus longicornis is the source of this 3583-nucleotide messenger RNA. RefSeq lists its product as uncharacterized. The coding region runs from base 139 to 3375 and encodes 1078 amino acids. The record is from RefSeq and is a predicted model, not a curated record. Lineage: Eukaryota; Metazoa; Arthropoda; Insecta; Diptera; Dolichopodidae. The transcript is spliced from 9 exons.